CAUGACAGCUGCUUUGGGACAGUCAUCAGUGCGUGCUUUUCAGUGAGUUCGCGAGUGCUGUGAAUCGCGUUAAUUUAUUUCAAUUCCGAUGCCCGUUCAGAGUUGAUUCUCCGCGCCAGUUGCAAGUUGCAGAGUCGUGAAAAAGCGUGAAGCCGUGAAAGUGCCGCUGUGGGUGAAAUGGCAGUGUAUUUCAUAGCCAAAAACCGACUGAUCAAAGGCGUGAACGUCCAGCAACUGCCCAACAAAUGGUCGCCGCGAUGGACAGCCAUCGUGCGCCGAUCGUCGUCGGCGAAGCAGCCGGCGCAGCCGUCGGAAGGCGGCGGAGGGUCGCGAAAAGGUAAAUUGAGUAAGAUAAAGAGGCGGCUCCGCAGGGGCUGGAGCUGGAAGGCGGGCGCGGGUUGGACAAUAUUGUCAGUCUUGGAUUGGUGGUUGUUGGCAGCUGGAGGCUGGAUGACGUGGCACGGCGUCCUGCUGCGCUGGGCGCCCAUCGGCCUCUGCCUGGCGGCGGCGGUCCAGUGGCACAUGCAAAGCAAGGAGUUGGCCAGGCGAGGCAUGCACCGCACGGCGUCGCAGUGGCAGACGAACGUCUACUGCUCGUUGCCGCUCAGGAUCUUCAGCCGGUGCUGGGGCUGGAUGGCGGAGCGCCGCGUCCCGAUUCCGCUCCGUCCGACCGUCUUUGGAGCCUAUUCCACGGCGUUCGGCGUGAAUUUGGACGAGGCGGAAGUGCCAGAUUUGAAGUCCUACCGCAGCCUGUCGGAGUUCUUUACGCGCUCGCUGAAGCCCGAGUGUCGCUCGGUGGACUCGCAGGCGUGCAUUGUGUCGCCGGCGGACGGGAAGGUGCUGUACUUCGGGCCGGCGACGGACGCGCACAUUGAGCAGGUGAAGGGCGUGUCGUACAGUCUGGAGGCCUUCCUGGGGCCACCAACGUGGCGCCGCGACGCGCAAGCGGCGGCGUUUCCGCAGUGCUGCCAGCACGCCGAGGAGAGCGCAUUGUAUCAAUGCAUCAUCUACUUAGCGCCCGGCGACUACCAUCGCUUCCACUCGCCCGCGAUGUGGCGGCCGGAGGUGCGGCGGCACUUCGCCGGCGAGCUGCUGUCCGUGAGCCCCAAGAUUGCACAGUGGCUGCCCGGGCUGUUCUGCCUGAACGAGCGCGCGCUGUACAUCGGCCAGUGGCAGCACGGAUUCUUCUCCUUCACCGCCGUCGGGGCCACGAAUGUUGGGUCUGUGCAGAUCUACUUGGACGAGAGGCUGAAGACGAACCGGUGGAUCGGACUGGAGGUGGGCACGCACAAGGGGAACGACUUCGACGAGGUGCCGCUGCCCGGCGGCACGACGCUGCAGAAGGGCGAGCUUCUGGGGCAGUUCAACAUGGGCAGCACGAUCGUGCUGAUCUUCGAGGCGCCCAAGAGCUUCAAGUUCUCCAUCCAGGCGGGCCAGAAGAUCCGCGUGGGCGAGAAGCUGGGCUGCCUGGAGGAGGCAGUGGCGGCGUCCUGAUGGCGCGCGUCCAAAGAGUACAACGAUGUGCAAGAGAGACAAGAUUCUGCGAUUAUCUUCUCAGAAGCCAGACUAGCGACUAAGGUAGACGUAGAUAGGCGUACGAUAGGAUUCAAUCUGUGAAUUUAUUAAGUAUAAACUCGUGUAUAAACCUUGUAAAGCUUUAUAUUAGAGAGAUUGAGAAUUGUUCCAAAUAAAA
Phlebotomus argentipes is the source of this 1693-nucleotide messenger RNA. It is a transcript of the gene Pisd, whose product is annotated as phosphatidylserine decarboxylase proenzyme, mitochondrial. Gene Ontology annotation, molecular function: phosphatidylserine decarboxylase activity. Lineage: Eukaryota; Metazoa; Arthropoda; Insecta; Diptera; Psychodidae. The transcript has 5 exons. Gene Ontology annotation, biological process: phosphatidylethanolamine biosynthetic process. The record is from RefSeq and is a predicted model, not a curated record. Gene Ontology annotation, cellular component: mitochondrion. The coding region runs from base 178 to 1494 and encodes 438 amino acids.